Messenger RNA from Heterostelium album PN500, 1356 nucleotides. Its product is annotated as tetratricopeptide repeat protein. The transcript has 3 exons. Bases 1 to 1356 code for a protein of 451 amino acids. Lineage: Eukaryota; Evosea; Eumycetozoa; Acytosteliales; Acytosteliaceae. The record is from RefSeq and is a predicted model, not a curated record.
AUGACAGAACAACAACUUUACUUGAAAUCAAUAGAACGUGAUCCAACCAAUUCCCGAUCAUACCAUUACCUUGCAUUAACACUCUCAAUUGGUGAAUCAAUCAUACUUAAUGAUGGACAAUCAAUGACAAAACAACAACUAUUCUUGAAAUCAAUAGAAUGUGAUCCAAUCAAUUCCAACUCAUACUUUAACCUUGCAAAUACACUUUCAAGUGGUGAAUCAAUCACACUUCAUAACGGUCAAUCAAUGACAAAACAACAAUUAUACUUGAAAUCAAUAGAACGUGAUCCAACCAAUUCCCGAUCAUACAUUAACCUUGCAAUAACACUUUCAAGUGGUGAAUCAAUCACACUUCAUAACGGUCAAUCAAUGACAGAACAACAAUUAUACUUGAAAUCAAUAGAAUGUGAUCCAAUCGAUUCCAACUCAUACUUUAACCUUGCAACUACACUUUCAAGAGGUGAAUCAAUCACACUUCAUAACGGUCAAUCAAUGACACAACAACAAUUAUACUUGAAAUCAAUAGAAUGUGAUCAGGCCGAUUACAGACCAUAUUAUAACCUUGCAUUGACACUUUCAAUUAGUGAAUCAAUCACACUUCAUAACGGUCAAUCAAUGACAGAACAACAAUUAUACUUGAAAUCAAUAGAAUGUGAUCCAACCAAUUCCCGAUCAUACCAUUACCUUGCAACUACACUUUCAAGUGGUGAAUCAAUCACACUUCAUAACGGUCAAUCAAUGACAAAACAACAAUUAUAUUUGAAAUCGAUAGUAUAUGAUCCAACCUAUUCAAGUUCAUAUAAUAACCUUGCAAAUACACUUUCAGUUGGUGAAUCAAUCACACUUCAUAACGGUCAAUCAAUGACAAAACAACAAUUAUACUUGAAAUCGAUAGAAUGUGAUCCAAAGAAUUAUAAACCCUAUUAUAAUCUUGGAAUGACUUUCAAUAAUGGUUUGAGAAUGAUAAAACAACAACUAUUAUUGGAAUCAUUAAGAUUAGGUCAUCCACUAACAUUGGUUUACCGAGAAAUUGGAUUAACACUUUCGAACAACAAACAAGCAAUUACGCUACCAGAUGGUGAGCAAAUGACAAGGAGACAGCUACUUAAAAAAUCAAGAUUACAGCCAUUUGUCAAGGAUCCUGUUGAUGCACUCUCUGCUAUCCAAGGUAAUUCCACGAUCAUGAUCCUCAUCGCACUGGGAGUCAGCAGCAACACGGGUGUUAGCAGUAAUACCAGUGGUGGCAGCAGCACGAGUGGUGGAAGCAACACGUAUCGUUGGCUUAUUGAGAUCCUCUUAGAGUGGUGUAUUUCAAUCCUUUCUUUGAUUGGACCAACAUUCUUGAAAGCAAAUUGA